Molecule: messenger RNA, 5010 nt
Organism: Drosophila bipectinata
Lineage: Eukaryota; Metazoa; Arthropoda; Insecta; Diptera; Drosophilidae
Source: RefSeq, a predicted model, not a curated record
CACCACCAUCACCAACAACAACAAAAACAACAUUCUCGUCGAGUGUCGUCUUCGCAGCCGCCGCAAAAAACAGAAGAACAGUGAAGCCUGUGCCGCAUGCAUACCUUUAAUUUAUUACAAACAUUGUUUUUAUUUUAAAUAAUGGAUCGUCGUGCAUUGAAGUUUAUGCAAAAAAGAGCGGACACUGAAAGCGACAAUCCAACAGCCCCGGGGAAUCCGACUGGAAACUCAGGAAACACUCCAGUUGCCACUCAACCCCUUAAGGAUAACUCCAAUAUCCGCGAGAAGCCGCUCCACAACAACAACAAUAAUAAUAAUAAUAAUAAUAAUAAUAAUAAUAAUAACAACAACAACAAUAGUGGUAAUCCUCACCAGCAACAACAACAAAGGCCACUCAAGUGCCUGGAAACUCUCGCCCAAAAGGCGGGCAUCACCUUUGACGAAAAAUACGAUGUGGCCAGUCCCCCCCAUCCCGGUAUUGCCCAGGCACAGACACCAGGAUCGGGAACCGGAUCAGCACCAGCAUCAGCACCAACAACACCAACAACAACACAAUCAGCUACUGGAAAACUUACUCCAACCAAUCAUCGCCAGCGUCACAACCAAACGCCCAGCACCCCCAACACCAACUCCAACUCCAAUUCCAACUCCCAACUGCCCACCCGUCACAGCCUCACGCUGGAGAAGUCCCAGAAUCCGGGUCAGCAGGUGGCGACCACCGCCACGGUGCCACUUCAGAUACUCCCAGAGCAACUGCAGCAGUUUUACGCCAGUAAUCCCUAUGCCAUCCAUGUGAAGCAGGAGUUUCCCAGCGCUGGCGGCGGAGGAGCCGGCACAGAACUGAAGCAUGCCACGAAUAUCCUGGACGUGCAACAGCACAUGCAACUGCAGCAGCAGCUCUCCGAUGCGGCCAGCGGGGCGGCUGGAGGAGCAGGUGGCGCGACUGCGGGAGGCGGUGGAGCGGCCGGAGGAGCUCCUAGUCCGGCCAAUGCCCAGAAUGCCCAGCAGCAGCAGUCCACUGCCAUCAGCACCAUGUCGCCCAUGCAGCUGACCGCCGGCGGAGUGGGCGGGGACUGGGCCCAGGGCCGGGCUGUCCAGUUGAUGCAGCCCUCCACACAGUUCCUCUACCCGCAGAUGUUCGUAUCCGGGAACCUGCUUCAUCCGGGCAGCCUCGGGCAGCAGCCCAUCCAGGUGAUAACGGCGGGGAAACCUUUUCAGGGCAAUGCCCCCCAGAUGAUCGCCACCACCACCCAGAACGCCAAGCAGAUGAUCCAGGCGGCAGGCCAGGCGGGAUUUGCGGGAGGGGCCUACGCCUCGUGCAUCCCCUCGCUCCCGUCCCUCCACUCCACCUCCACCCACAACCAGUCGCCCCAGACGCUGCUCAUCUCGCCCGUGAACGUCAUCUCCCCCUCCCCCCAGCAGCAGCAGAACCUCCUCCAGUCGAUGGCCGCCGCCCAGCAGCAGCUCUCGCAGCAGCAGCAGCAACAACAACAACAACAACAGCAGCAACUCACGCAGCAGCAGCAACAGCAGCAGCUGACGGCCGCCCUCGCCAAGGUGGGCGUGGACGCGCAGGGCAAGCUGGCCCAGAAGGUGGUCCAGAAGGUGACCACCACGAGUAGCACCGUGCAGGCCACAGCCGGCGGAGCAGGAGUGGGUGUGGGACAGGCUGGUGCCACCCAGGCCCAACAGGUGCAGCAGGUGCAGCAGCAGCAGCAGCAGACCACCCAGACCACGCAGCAGUGCGUCCAGGUCUCGCAGUCCACCCUCCCGGGGGUGGCCCAGUCGGUGCAGGCGGCCCAGCUCCUGAAUCCCGGCCAGGCACAGCAGAUGCAGAUACCCUGGUUCUGGCAGAACGGCGCCGGACUCCAGCCCUUCGGAGCCAAUCCCAUCAUCCUGAGGGGGCAGCCGGACGGCACGUCGGGGAUGUUCAUUCAGCAGCCGACGACGCAGACGCUCCAGACGCAGCAGAACCAGAUCAUCCAGUGCAAUGUGACCCAGACUCCGACCAAGGCGCGCACCCAGCUGGACGCACUGGCUCCGAAGCAGCAGCAGGCGGGGAACAGCAACCAGGCGCAGCAGCAGCAGCUGGCGGUGGCCACUGCCCAGUUGCAGCAGCAGCAGCAGCAGCUGACGGCCCUCCGAGCAGGGGCUCCCGUGAUGCCCCACAACGGCACCCAGGUGCGUCCGGCCAGCUCCGUCUCCACCCAGACGGCCCAGAACCAGAGCCUGCUGAAGGCCAAGAUGCGGACCAAGCAGACGCCGGUGCGCCCGGCCCUGCCCACCCUGAAGACGGAGAACGGGCAGGUGGCGGGUCAGAACAAGGUGGUGGGUCACCUGGCCACAGUGCAGCAGCAGCAGGCGGUGGCGGCGGCCAAUCUCCAGCAGGUGGUCAACUCCGCGGGCAACAAAAUGGUGGUCAUGAGUACGACGGGCACUCCGAUUACGCUCCAGAAUGGCCAGACCCUGCAUGCCGCCACUGCGGCCGGAGUGGAGAAGCAGCAGCAGCAGCUGCAGCUCAUCCAGAAGCAGCAACUGUUGCAGCAGCAGAUCUUCCAGCAGCAGAUAGCCGCCCUCCAGAACCAGCAGCAGGCGGCGGCCCAGGCCCAGCAGCAGCAGCAACAGCAGCAGCAGCAGCAGCAGCACAACCUAAUCCAGCAGAUUGUGAUGCAGCAGGCGGCGGGAGCGGGUGGAGCCAACUCGCAGCAGCAGCAGGCCCAGGCGGGGCAGUUGCAGCUGAGCGGGGUGCCGUUCUCUGUCUCAUCUCCGACGACUCCGGCCGGCAUAGCCACCUCCAGUGCCCUGCAGGCGGCGCUCUCUGCAUCUGGGACGCUCUUCCAGACCAGCAAGUUGGCCACAGCCAGCUCCUCGCUGCCCACCAGCAGCGUCGUGACCAUUUCCAACCAGAGCACCACUCCCCUGGUCACCAGCAGCACGGUGACGACUCUUCAGCAGGCACAGGCCCAGGCCCAGGCGCAAGCUCAGGCCCAAGCACAGGCGCAGGCUCAGGCACAGCUCCAGCAGCAGCAACAGCAGCUCCUCUCCGCCAGCAUUGCGGCAGCGACUCAGCAGCAGCAGCAACAACAACAACAACAACAGCAGCAGCAGCAGCAGUCGCAGGGAGCAGGAACGCUCACCCAGAACACCAAUCCCAUCCUGGCCAUGACCUCCAUGAUGAAUGCCACGGUGGGGCACCUUUCCACAGCUCCGCCAGUCACGGUUUCGGUCACGAGUACGGCGGUGACGCCCUCCACUGGCCAGCUGGUCGCCCUGAGUAGUGCCAGCAGCGGAGCGGGAGGAGUGGGGGGCAGUCACCCAGCCACGCCCACCAAGGACACCCCCUCGAAGACUCCCACAGCCACGCUGGUUCCCAUUGACUCUCCGAUGACGCCCAUCGCUGGGCAGGACUCUAAAUCCGGCACUCCUGCGAAUGGAAGUGCCUCCGCGGAGGCGAGCAGUUCCACGGGAGAAGCUCUGCCGAACGGAGAAGCCCCCGAGGUCGGGUCCACGCCCUCCAAGUGCGCUACUCCCACCUCGAACCUCACACCCACCAGCAAGCAGAGGAGCAGCACUCCCGGCGGCAAGGAGGAGGUGAAGGUGUCCACUGCCACCAGUGGAACGACCACCACGUCCACCCCCACCACAUCCACCGUCUCCAACGGCAUUGGUCUGGCUCGGAGCACGGGCAGCAGCACUGUUACCACCACUAGCACCACUACCACCACCAGCUGCGCCAUCACCACCACCACCACGACCAGCAGCCUCAAUGGAGGCAAGGAUCUGCCCAAGGCGUUGAUCAAGCCGAACACACUGACCCACGUCAUUGACGGGUUCAUCAUCCAGGAGGCCAACGAGCCCUUCCCAGUCACCCGGCAGCGCUACGCCGACAAGGACAUCCAGGACGAGCCUCCCAAGAAAAAGGCCGCCAUGCAGGAGGACAUCAAGCCGAGUGGAAUUGCCAGCGCCACGCCCCCUCCGGCGGACAUCGUGGCCUGCGAGCAGUGCGGCAAGCUGGAGCACAAGACCAAGCUGAAGAAGAAGCGCUUCUGCUCGCCGGCAUGUGCCCGGCAGGCGAAGAACGGAGUCGUCAGCGCCAUGGAGACCAAUGGACUUGGCACCGGCGGCAUAGUCGCCGUGGAUGCCAUGGCUCUGGUGGACAAACUGGACGAGGCCGUGGCCAAGGCAAAGAUGCAGGCCGACGCCCUAAAGCCUUCGGUUCCGGCGGAGGUGCCGACGAUCCUCCCGCCAGUGCUGGCUCCUGCCUCUCUUCCCCCGCCCCUUGGAUCGCCCCUGCCAGUGGCCUUGCCAGCUCCCAUACCACAACCUCCACCUCUACUGCCUCCAGCGCCCACUGGGGUGGUUACUCUGGCCAAUACAGCCAUAUCCUCGUCCGUAGUUAAUGGAUCGGCGGCUCCAGAUCGACCUCCGAUUAGUAGCUGGACGGUGGAUGAGGUGAGCAACUUCAUCCGCGAGCUGACCGGCUGCCAGGACUACGUAGAUGACUUCAUCCAGCAGGAGAUCGACGGGCAGGCGCUGCUGCUCCUCAAGGAGAAGCAUCUGGUGAGCGCCAUGGGCAUGAAGCUCGGCCCCGCCCUCAAGAUCGUGGCCAAGGUGGAGUCCAUGAAGGAAGUGCCGCCUCCCCCAGCCGGAGAAGCCGGCGGCAAGGAAGACGCAGCCAUAUCAGCGGAAUAAGGAAGUCCCGAUCAAGAAUAUAUAUACUUUAGAAUGUAUCCUUUGGAAGGAUAUCCUGCUGCCGACUCCCGCCUCCCCCCAAUCCCCGAAAGCCACAUGUAUGAUAAGCCCACGUCUUGAAAUUGUAUAUAAUUGUUAGAUUUAUUGUGAAGUCUAGAGAGAUAAUGGAUAUAUUUAUUGGAAAAGUCAGGACCCCUACACUGGACAAAAUGAAAUACUUAAAAUAAAAUAUUUUAAAUUGUAUUUUAACUUAAUUAAUUAACUAUAAUUAACUAAUAACAGAGUGUACUGCUAAAUGAAAUUUAAUACUAUAUUAGG